Frankliniella occidentalis (western flower thrips) is the source of this 767-nucleotide messenger RNA. RefSeq lists its product as uncharacterized. Lineage: Eukaryota; Metazoa; Arthropoda; Insecta; Thysanoptera; Thripidae. The record is from RefSeq and is a predicted model, not a curated record. The coding region runs from base 38 to 655 and encodes 205 amino acids. The transcript is spliced from 3 exons.
CAGUCGAAUCUGAGGCGGUGCAGUGAGUCAGUGCACCAUGCGUCUGCUGAUCCUGCUUGCUGUGGCCGCGGUGGUGCGGGCGGGAGAGGCGCCCAGCCGCAAGGACAAGCGCGGCCUGAGCAGCCUGGACCUGGGACUCAGCGACCACGGCGACCUGGGGCUCUACGGCCACAGCAGCCUGGACCUCGGACCGAGCCUCGGCCACGGCCUCGAACUCUCCGGCCUGUCGUACGGCCACGGCGCCAUCAUUGGCGAGCCCAGGGUCAAGAGCAUUCUGAUCGAGAAGGAGGUUCCGGUUGGCAUUCCGGCGCCCUACCCCGUGCCCGUAAUCAAGAAGGUGCCCGUGCCCGUUAAGGUCCCGGUGCACGUGCCCGUCGACAGGCCCGUGCCCGUGCCCGUCAUCAAGCCCUACCCUGUGCACGUCGACAGGCCGGUGCCAUAUCCUGUGGAGAAGCCAGUGCCCUACCCUGUCAAAGUACCCGUUAAGGUGCCCUACCCCGUGCCCGCACCCUACCCCGUCAUAAAGCCAUACCCCGUCCACGUGCCCGUCGAGAAGCCCUAUCCCGUACACGUCAAGGUGCCCGUCUAUAUCAAAGAGCACGAAACCUACGGUCACGGCUACGGCCACGGCUACGAGCACGGCCACUACCUCUGAUAAGUCGCUGUACCUUGUUUUUAGUUCUAAGUCUCAGUCACACCCCCUCCCAUUGCCAUAAACAUUUGUUGUCUUGUCAUAUCGUCUUCAUGUGUCGUUAUUCACUAAAAUA